AUGGCGGUCAGCGAGAGAACCCCACUUUUGACAGGCGACAACAAUGAAGAACAUGAUAACCCCAUUGAGCCUCCGGCUUAUUCUACUUCUCCAGGUACAGGUUUCAGCGAUGCAGCCACCUUGACUGUUGGAACAGAUGAGCUACCCCCACCGUAUACCCCGACGGCCCAGGGUGAUAUUCCGAUGAUCAACUGCAAAGUGUGUCAGGCCAUAAUUAGUUUGGAAGGCAAACAGCACCUUUAUGUGGUCAAAUGCUCCGUCUGCAGUGAAGCUACGCCUAUUCGAGCAGCACCACCUGGGAAAAAGUACAUUCGCUGCCCAUGUAAUCUUCUGUUGGUUUGUCGAUCUGGAGCCACCAAAAUUCUGUGUCCUCGGGAUACAUGCAAAAGAGUGAUCUCCCUGCCCAGCCCAACAACGGAUCUGUACCACCUGCCUCUGACAUCACGGUAUACCUGCGCUUAUUGUCACCAGGUGUUUAUGCUGCGGGUUGUCACCAAAUUUGUUCGCUGCCCUCAUUGUAGAAAAUUGUCAUCAGCUGGGUGUAACUAUGCUCGUCUCCGCGGCCAUAUUUACCUGCUCGCCAGUUUGCUGAUAAUUGGUGCUGCCAUUGGUGUCACUAUUGAGGCUGCACAUCAACAUGGAGGCAUUUACGUGGCUUGGGUCGGUGGAUUCCUGGUAGGUGUCAUCCUGCUGGUGAGGGCUAUCUACUACUACACAGUCAAGACUAGUCACCUGGUGCAGACAGGUGUCAACACUUAA
This is a messenger RNA of Candidula unifasciata, 759 nucleotides long. The record is from the annotation of a GenBank genome assembly. NCBI's taxonomy places the organism in Eukaryota, Metazoa, Mollusca, Gastropoda, Stylommatophora, Geomitridae.